UCUCGUGAGCAUUUUUUUUUGUAUCUUUUAGACAUAUUUAUUUGAUUUUGCAGCUAUUUAAAGCUUUCUCUCUCUCUCUCUCUCUCUGUUUCUCUCUGCUAAAGUGCUGACAUAUAAUCCAUCAGACAGCCUCUAAUUACAUGUGAUGUGAAAAGUCCUGAUCGAUACUUUCCAACAGGCCGUGCUAAAUACAGAAAUCAAUACACUGCUGACUGUUAGAGUGAGACAAGAGGGGGGAGUCAGAUAGUUCCUGUGAUGACAGUUCAGACAGAUCCACGUAUAUUAAAUCUAAAUAUUUGAAACUUAGAUUAGUAUUUUAUUAGUUUACCAUCAGAAUCCAGUCAGUGACCUCUGAACCCUUACAAUGAGUACUGUGGAGAUACCGGCUGGUUUGAGGGAGCUGCUGCAGGGAUACACGGUGGAGGUGCUUCGUCGCAGGCCUCUUAACUUGGUUGAAUUUGCGGUGCAGCAUUUCACAACGAUUCUGGAGGGCCAAAAAAACGACCAAAAGGGCCAGAAAAAACGCAGCUUCAAAUCCUCACGGAAAGGAGUGACCUUUGAACCAAAGUCAAAUAAGGAAGAUGAGGAGGAGGAAGAGACUGUUAAAUCUCUAGCAAGUAAAUACAACCGCAGAGUUUCAGUCUGUGCAGAGGCGUAUAACCCCGAUGAUGACGAGGACGACGACUCAGAGCCUCGGGUUGUGCAUCCCAAAACAGACGAGCAGCGCCGCAGACUCCAGGACGCCUGCAAAGACAUUUUACUGUUUAAAACACUUGAGCCGGAGCAGUUCUCAGAGGUGUUGGACGGCAUGUUCGAGGUGUUGGUCAAACCUCAGGAACACAUAAUCGACCAGGGAGAGGAUGGAGACAAUUUCUACGUCAUAGAGAAGGGUGCGUAUGACAUUUUCGUGGAGAAGGAUGGAGCGAAUGUGUGUGUAGGAAAAUAUGACAAUAAAGGGAGUUUCGGCGAGCUGGCUCUCAUGUACAACACACCAAGAGCUGCUACCAUUGUUGCAACACAGGAGGGCGCUCUGUGGGGGCUGGAUCGAGCCACAUUUCACAGACUCAUUGUUAGAAAUAAUGCAAAGAAGAGGAGGAUGUACGAGGCCUUCAUUGAGUGUGUUCCUCUUCUGAAGUCUCUGGAGCUCUCUGAGAGGAUGAAGAUUGUAGAUGUUUUGGGAGCUCGAGUGUUCAAAGAUGGAGAAUGCCUAAUAAGACAAGGGGACGAGGCUGACUGUUUUUACGUUGUUGAAUCGGGAGAGGUUAAGAUCAUGAUAAAAAGCAAAACUAAGGCAGGCCAGCUGGAUAACUCUGAGGUGGAGGUGGCUCGUUGCUCUCGGGGACAAUAUUUCGGGGAGCUGGCGCUGGUCACCAACAAACCUCGAGCAGCAUCAGUUUAUGCUGUUGGAGAAACCAAAUGUUUAGUAAUUGACAUCCAGGCCUUUGAACGUUUGCUGGGACCCUGUAUGGACAUCAUGAAGAGGAAUAUUUCCCAGUAUGAAGACCAGCUGGUGGCACUCUUUGGUUCCAGUGUAGAUUUAAAACACUAGAUAUGGCAUUUUAUAACAAAGUAGUAUUUUAGUUUAACAUAGUAGCAGUGCAUACAACAUGAUUUUUCCCUUUGAUGUAAAUGGAACAUACAGCCUUUUCUGUUUUAUAUUUUGUUGGUCGGUCAUGUUUGCCCCCAUUACUAACAAUACAAUUUGGUUAACUGAUUUAUGGUGGCUGAUGAUGCCACCUGGAGCUGUCAGACCAAAGACAAGCUAAGGAUGGAGCAGAGGUAUUCUGGGUUUUUCUUUAAGAAUACAUUUCAAAUACAAAUUCAUUUGAGUUUAUUUUACUCAGCUGGCCAGGCAUGGACUGAUAAUUCAAUAAUACUGUCCAAGUGCUGUACCAAUAACCAUUUGCACUUUGCCAAUCAAGAUUCUUAAAAAAAACAACACAACAUAUAAAAUAAAGGAUUAUAUCUUCUAUAUUCAAGUUUUCUGGAGUUUGUUUUAUUUGAGUUACAAAAUAUCAAGUGCCAUCAGCAGACUGCACAGGAGUUUGCCAACCUUCAUGUGACAAGUAUUUACACCCAAAAAUCAAGGCUAUCCAUUGAAGUUUCGCACUCUGCACACUGGUAUGUCCCAGAGUUCAAGUCUGUGUCAAGAUGUCCAAGCUCCAUAGUCAAAAUUUAAAUAUUUAAAAUAUUUACAAAGUCCUGUAUCCAAAAAUUCCCAAAUGUAAUGUAGCUUGUUCAAUGUAAAGGCAGGUGGCCAAAGAUGUAACUGCUUCAGUAGUGAGAAAACGAGCAGAGCUGGUGGAAAUAAAGGAGUUGUUAAGCGUACGUGGUCCUCUACAGAGUCUCCAUGGUUUCACAAGUUAAUUCUCCCUCCUCUAAAGAAAGCCUGGGUGAGGAAGUCUGUACAUAAUUAUUUAAAAUUACAGGUUGAAAUGUCGUUCAGCCACUGUGACACAACAGCUUCAAUGAACUUCUCUUAAGAAGAAAUGAAUAUGACAAUCAAUAAAAGACUAAUGGAAAAAAAAAAAAAAA
Molecule: messenger RNA, 2535 nt
Organism: Labrus mixtus (cuckoo wrasse)
Lineage: Eukaryota; Metazoa; Chordata; Actinopteri; Labriformes; Labridae
Gene: prkar2ab
Product: protein kinase, cAMP-dependent, regulatory, type II, alpha, B
Exons: 10
Coding region: 365-1549 (394 amino acids)
Biological process (GO): regulation of protein phosphorylation
Cellular component (GO): cAMP-dependent protein kinase complex
Molecular function (GO): cAMP-dependent protein kinase regulator activity
Source: RefSeq, a predicted model, not a curated record